CCAUUCCCGAUUUCUCGCCCCACUCAAAACCUGCACCAUGUUGCUCCUCCACGCCGCUGCUGCUCCUCCUCUGGCUCUUCUUCCCUCCCCGCCGUCGCUUCCCGCCACCGGAUCUGGCUGCCGACCGCUUAUUCGGUCCCGUUUGAGGCUUCUGAGGAAGAAGGCUCUUGGUCGGUCGGUUGUGGCCGUGGCUGGCGAAGGGCAAGCCAUCGCCGGUGUCAUUUUCCAGCCGUUCGAGGAGAUCACGGUAAAAAUGGACUCUCUGGUGCCGAUCGCCAAUGGACACUCCCUCGCUCGCCAGAAAUACGCCGACGACUGCGAGGCCUCCAUCAACUUUCAGAUCAAUGUGGAAUACAAUGUUUCCUAUGUGUACCAUUCCCUGUUUGCCUACUUUGAUAGGGACAAUGUGGCACUAAAAGGCAUAGCCAAGUUUUUUAAGGAAUCCAGCGAAGAGGAAAGGGAUCAUGCUGAGAAGCUAAUGAAGUAUCAGAAUAAAAGGGGAGGAAAAGUAAAGCUUCUCCCAAUCAUCACACCUUUGACCGAGUUUGAUCAUCCAGAGAAAGGCGAUGCACUCUACGCAAUGGAAUUAGCUCUAGCUUUUGAGAAGCUGACAAAUGAGAAGCUGCUAAGUCUGCACAGUGUAGCUGAAAAAUGCAACGAUCCCCAGACGGUGGACUUCGUCGAGAGCGAGUUCCUCGAAGAGCAGGUGGAAGCGAUCAAAAAGGUAGCUGAGUAUGUUGCUCAACUGAGAAGAGUCGGGAAAGGGCAUGGAGUUUGGCAUUUUGAUCAGAUGCUGCUGCAUGAAGGAGGUGCUGCAUGAGCUCCGAGCCUUUGUUCUUCUUAUGGCGACUCAUCUAUGAAUGAGAUGAAAUUUGUGUGAUGUGAAUAAGAAAUGCAAGUAGAUAUUAUGUACUGGAUCAUGUAUUAGCUCUGGUAGUGAGGACUCUGAGUCUAAGCUUCGUCCAAUUAACUCA
This is a messenger RNA of Zingiber officinale, 974 nucleotides long. Its product is annotated as ferritin-3, chloroplastic-like. Gene Ontology annotation, molecular function: ferric iron binding. The record is from RefSeq and is a predicted model, not a curated record. Lineage: Eukaryota; Viridiplantae; Streptophyta; Magnoliopsida; Zingiberales; Zingiberaceae. The transcript has 8 exons. Gene Ontology annotation, biological process: iron ion transport; intracellular iron ion homeostasis. The coding region runs from base 38 to 820 and encodes 260 amino acids.